Molecule: messenger RNA, 477 nt
Organism: Clavispora lusitaniae ATCC 42720
Lineage: Eukaryota; Fungi; Ascomycota; Pichiomycetes; Serinales; Metschnikowiaceae
Source: RefSeq, a predicted model, not a curated record
AUGUCGAACCCAUAUCUUUAUAACAGCUACCAGCCCUAUUCGCCUCAGAUGAUGGAGGGCCAAAUGAACAUCUCUCCCACAUUCCACAACUUACAGUAUCUCAGCGGCUCUGUUGGUUCUACGACAGGGUCACUAUCAUCUACAUCCUCCUCUGCAUCAUCAACAUCCAACUACUCUUUGCACAAUCCUCGCAUGAGAUACUACUUGUCCAAAUCGUUUGAUCUUGAGGACGACCUCGAGUUUUGCCCCGACAUUCCAGAAAACCUUCCCUUUAACUCGAGUCCCACCUUCAAAAAGUUCAAUCCUUACACAGCAUCGGUGUUUUCGCCCACAGUGCAACCAGCGGAACUGUCAAUAUCAGCGAUUCCAAGCGUUCCCUCUUUGCCCCGCGUGAGCACCCCAAGAACGAAAAAAGUCAUUGAGAUUGUCAAUCCACAUACGAAAGUGAGAGUCGGGUCUCCUGCCAUCCAGAAGUAA